Messenger RNA from Sebastes umbrosus (honeycomb rockfish), 2320 nucleotides. It is a transcript of the gene gdpd2, whose product is annotated as glycerophosphodiester phosphodiesterase domain containing 2. Bases 260 to 1864 code for a protein of 534 amino acids. The transcript is spliced from 16 exons. Gene Ontology annotation, molecular function: glycerophosphodiester phosphodiesterase activity. Gene Ontology annotation, biological process: lipid metabolic process. Gene Ontology annotation, cellular component: membrane. The record is from RefSeq and is a predicted model, not a curated record. Lineage: Eukaryota; Metazoa; Chordata; Actinopteri; Perciformes; Sebastidae.
CUUCAUCCCUGCACCCAUUCAUGUGGGACCAUUCAAAUUCAGUUCACGGCUCAGAGUGGAGAGGAUGAGAGAGAAGCACAGUGGAGGUUAACAGGGUGGUUUUCCCACGGAGGAAUUUAACAACACAGUGUGAUUUAUGGUUUAGAGUGAAAGAGGUCGGGCCUCUCCUCGGUUUCCAGAGAAAGCCCCCAUCCUUCUUCAGACUGCAUUCAUCAGGUGGCAGGAUCUGAACUUCCUACACUGUGAAUAAGGAGAGGUGAUGUCUCAAGACGACAGCUGUUGCAGAGUUUGCAGCAGGGGCUUAUAUAGCUGCCACUGGAAGCGCUCAACUAAGAAAAAGCAUGCGUGCUGUUGGUUGUCAUUUGUCGCUGUGGUGUCGCUGCUCUCGCUGUGCUGGAUGUACAUCUGUCUGGUUACUUUUAAUGACCAAGAGGAUGUUAACUGGGAGGGCUUCGAUAAACUGAAACGAUGGGUGAACUGGUUCAUGGUGCUCAUCAUUAUUUCUGCAGUGUUAACCAGCUACUGCGUUCUGCUGCUGCUCUUUGCAUUGUUCCAAGUUGCCUUAAGGGAACCACUCAACUUACACUGGCUACACAAGAUCUUCUUAUUUUUUGGUGUGAUAUUCAUCGCUCUCGGGGUCACAGGAAUUAGUCUCAAGUGGGAACAAGAAUGGCCGAUCGUUCCUCUCUCACUCCAGGCCACAGCUCCUUUCUUGCAGUUUGGUGCUGUCGGGGCGUUGACCCUACUGAGCUCCUUCGUCUUCCAGGGCUUCCACACGGCCAAGGAAAAAUGGUCUAAGUUCCUGAUUGCAGUGAUAUUUGUGGUGCUGUCAGCAGCAAUCUUCCUGUGUCCCCUGAUCAUCCAGUCUCCUUGUUUGAUUGUUGAAUUACCUGAAAAACCAAAACUCAUUGGACACCGCGGCGCACCAAUGCUGGCCCCGGAGAACACCAUGAUGUCGUUCAACAGGAGCAUCGCGUGCGGCGUGACAGCCUUUGAGACAGACGUACAGCUCAGUAAAGACAGAGUUCCCUUCUUGAUGCAUGACAAUAAGUCUGGGUUUUUGCGGAGAACAACAAACGUUAAAGAGAAGUUUCCUGGCGAAGACUUCAACCUCAGCUCCAGCCUGACCUGGGAGGAAUUACAGAGCCUGAAUGCAGGCAAAUGGUUCCUGAAGACAGAUCCUUUCCGUUCAGUGUCCAACCUCACAGAAGAGGAGAUGGAAACAGCCAAGAAUCAGACUAUACCCUCCUUACUUCAGCUGCUCAACCUCGCCAAGCAGCACAACAUCUCAGUGAUAUUUGACCUGUACAGUCCCAACCAGGAAAAUGACACAGUGGACACAGUCAACACCAUCUUGAGUUCUGGCAUCGACCCAGCCUUGGUCCUCUGGCUUCCUCCAGCACAAAGAGAAUAUGUAAAUAGGACUGCUCCAGGCUUCGUCCAGGUGUAUAACAACGAAAGUGAUAUGCUUGAAGAAGGAGGGGACCACCUGAAUGUGAAAUACAGCAACUUAAGUGCGAAAAAAAUCAGGGAGCAUCGGAGCAGGAACGUUACGGUGAACCUGUGGGUGGUUAAUGAGCGUUGGCUGUUCUCUCUGCUGUGGUGUGCGGGGGCCAGCUCAGUUACCACCAACUCCUGCCACCUCCUGAAAGACAUGGAGCAGCCUGACUGGGUCAUGACGCCUCGUACAUACACAAUAAUAUGGAUCACAGUGGACGUUGUAUCUGCUCUGAUAAUGACUGGACUCUUCAUCUUUCAGCGGAAAACACACUGUUUCUGUAACAGAAAAGGGAAAGAGACGCAAAGAAACGAUACUCCGGGAUGGAACGAGAAGGAACUGUCUCCCUUCUUACCCAUCGGGUAGCAGGACAUUGAUGUCUGCACCGCCAGAAUGAUUUGGACCUAAAUCAGGAGGAAAGCAAAUUAAUGUGAAUAACCAUACACUGCAUUCUAAAGCCAUGAAAAGAAGACUGUUUUUUUCAGAGGUUAUACGAUUUUAACCAAAUAUUGUCACAAUGCCACUGGAUGACCUUUUUACUUUUUUGUUCCUGUAUAUAGCUGCUUAACUGUUUUGAUCAUUCUUCUUUUGCUACUGAAAACAUGAAGCUAUUCUCUGAUUGUAUCACUGCAACGUGCUGUAGAUCUGCAUUGGAUUUCCUCUUGGCACUUUAUGUCACUUUUCAUUUUCAUGUCGCUCUUCCUGUUGCUGCUGUUUUGAUUUGUUACAAAACUUGUUUUUUCAUGGUGUCAGCGCAGCAGGAAACUUGUGUAUCAUGUAUUGUAACCUGAGCCAAAAUAACUACAACUGUUUUCUACACUG